UAAAACCAUAAAUAGACAAUGCGAGCAUUCAGUUAGUAAACACCAAGUACUUAACCUGGCUUUUACCUUCAUUAUAAAAUUUAUUUUUUUUCCGCUAUUAUUUCGGUCGAUCGAAUUGAAAUACUCAUUUUUGUAAUAUUUGCAAGUUUGGAUCUUCUUACAAAUAUCAUUUGUUAUUUCAUUUAUUCCAUGAAAACUCCGAAUUCGAAAUAUUAAGUUUGGAAAAACACAUCAUGAAGUCUUAUUUUUUGUGGUUAAUAUUCAUCAAAGUUUGUCUAGCACAAGCUCCUGAAAAGUUGACUGGAAAUCCAUGUAUUUCAAAAGAAACAUGUGGCGAUUGUAUAACAGCUGAUCCUGAAUGUGCUUGGUGUUCACAAGAGGAUUUCACUCUCGAUGGAAGUAGAAGAUGCGAUUACACUGGUAAUUUGAGAGGCCGGUGUAAAGAUGAGCAUAUUGUUAUGCCUGGACAAGAAAUGAAAAAGAAUAAAGACUUAGAGUUAAGCAGCAAAGGUGUGAAAGAAGGAGAAGCUAUUCAAAUCAAACCACAGGAGAUUACUCUAAAACUUAGGCCAAAUUCUCCAUUUCCAUUGGUUGUCGAAUUUCGACAAGCAGAAGAUUAUCCAGUAGAUUUGUAUUAUUUGAUGGAUCUUUCUAAUUCAAUGAAGGAUGAUAAGGAUAAGUUGGCAGAGCUUGGAAAUUUAUUAUCAACAAGAAUGAAUAACAUAACUACAAAUUUUCGACUUGGCUUUGGUUCUUUUGUGGAUAAGGUGGUUAUGCCAUAUGUAAGCACAGUCCCUGAAAAAUUAAGGGAGCCUUGUCAAGAUUGUGCAGCUCCAUAUGGUUUCCUGAACCAUAUGCCAUUGACUACGAACACAGAAACAUUUGCUGAACUUGUAAGAGAGGCUAGAGUUUCAGGUAAUCUGGAUGCACCUGAAGGAGGUUUCGAUGCAAUUAUGCAAGCUGUAGUAUGCAAGCAAAGGAUUGGAUGGAGAGAGAAAUCUAGAAAAAUGUUGAUAUUUUCUUCAGACAGUGGUUUUCAUUAUGCUGGAGAUGGAAAGCUUGGAGGUAUUGUAAAGCCAAAUGAUGGUCAGUGCCACUUAGACAAUAAUGGUUAUUAUAGUGAAAGCACCAAUCAAGAUUACCCAUCUCUCAGCCAGAUCAAUCAUAAAAUUCAAGAAAAUAAAGUGAACAUUAUUUUUGCUGUUACAGCAAAUCAAGUUCCUGUUUAUGAACGUUUGAGCAACUUACUUGAAGGUUCCAGUGCUGGGAAAUUAGAAAAUGAUUCUUCAAAUGUUGUUGAACUAGUGCAAGAUCAGUAUGAUAAAAUUACAUCAGCUGUGGAAAUGAAAGACAAUGCUGGAAGUAAUAUUAAAGUCACUUACUAUUCUUCCUGUUUAGGGACCAAAAGAGAAAAUACUAACAUUUGCAAAGGUCUGAAAGUAGGAACAAAUGUGACUUUUGAAGCUAAUAUUGAAGUCACUAAGUGUCCUAAAGAUCCCAAAGAAUGGAACCAAACUUUCCAAAUAUAUCCUGUUGGGUUAAAUGAAGCUUUAACUGUUCAUUUAGAGAUGAUCUGUGAGUGUGAAUGUGAAAAACCAUGGAAUGAGGAAAAAGAUAGCGAUAAAUGUACUUUUGGUAAUGGUACUUAUGAAUGUGGAGUUUGCAGUUGUUACAGUAAUAGAUAUGGCAGAGAAUGUGAAUGUGAUGCUAAAGACAGUGAUCAAGCAACUGAUGAUAUAGGAUGUUACUUUGGAAAUGACACAAAACCAUGUUCUGGAAGAGGUAUUUGUAGAUGUGGUGAAUGUGAAUGCUUUAAACGCCAAAAUCCUGAAGAGAAAGUGACUGGAAAAUUCUGUGAAUGUGAUAAUUAUUCUUGUGACAGAUCUGAAGGAAAAAUCUGCAGUGGUCCAGAUCAUGGUGUUUGUGAUUGUGGUAAAUGUAAAUGUAAACCUGGCUGGAAAGGACUGGAUUGUGGAUGUAGAGAUACAAAUGAGACAUGUAUUGCUCCAAAUGGAAAAAUAUGCAGUGGACAUGGAGAAUGUGAAUGUGGUGUUUGUAAGUGCUAUGAUUUAGAAGAAGGCAGAUAUAGUGGAACAUUUUGUGAACGGUGUCCUACUUGCCCUUUGAAAUGUGAUGCAUUCAGAGAUUGUGUAGAAUGCCAGAUCUUUCCAGACGACAAUGAUGUUCCAGCAGAAAAUUGCACUGCAUGCUCUUUCAUAACUAUUGGUGUUGAUAAAGUUGAAGUAAAAGAAGAAGAAAAUGAGAAGUUAUGUGUUUUCCGAGAUGAUAAGGACUGUCAAUUUACUUUUAAAUACAAAUUAGAUGAUGAGGAUCAGCCCAUUGUUCAUGCUCAACGCACAAAAGACUGUCCCGAGCCUGUGAAUAUACUUGCCAUAAUUUUGGGUGUGAUUGGUGGCAUCAUUGCUGUUGGUCUUGCACUUCUGUUGAUUUGGAAGCUUCUCACAACUAUACAUGAUAGAAGAGAACUAGCCAAAUUUGAGAAGGAGCGUCAGAUGGCUCGGUGGGAUACUGGUGAAAAUCCUAUUUACAAGCAAGCUACAUCUACUUUCAAAAAUCCAAUGUACAGUGGCAAACAGUGAUAAAAUUCCUACAUUGUUUUUGGAACUGGAGCAAAUUUUUGGUGCUACAUUGACCAUUAAGAAAUUGGUUAUUUAUGAGUGUGCCUUGUUCACCAUCAUUUUUUUGGAUUGAAGGAAUUUUAUUGCGAGUGACUUGAUGUUGUGAAAUGUUAAAUUGUUCAUGUUUAAAAUAAUCUUCAGAGGAGCUAGGAAAUUUACAUCCAUCCUUUGGUUGUCAAUGUACUUUGUCAUUUUUAUUUUGAUGAGCUGUAAUAUAGAUGUGCCAAUAUAUAUAUUGUCCGUAGACUAAUUUAAUGUACUUUAGUUUUUAAUGAAUUUUUGUUGAUGUUUGUGAUAUUAAUUUUUUGAUUGCGAAAUUUUCAGUGUAGCUGUGUUACUUCACAUUUUAGUGCUUAAAUAUUUUAUAUGUAAAAUUAAAGUAUUAAUAGUUUUUUAGAAUAAAUUAAAAACAGAAAUAUGCACAUUAGAAUAUUGUAAAUCAAAGUACUUUUAUUUAUAUGUAAUUGUGUAAUAUAUUUAUAGAAAAAAAAAUAUAAAGUUAUCCAUAUAAUGAAAAUAUUUUUUUUCUUGACCCUGAAAGGUACUUAAAUUCCUUCUUAGAAAAUGUUUAGUUUUGUAAUUUUUAUAACAAUUUUAACUGUGCCUUGAAAUACCUAAAAAAAAAAGUAAGGCUAAUGCUUGUGCCUUGGGAUUAUAUAUUUGAAAUCUACUGAAUUUUUAUGGUAUUUCCUCUCUAUUAUUAAGGAAGAUUUCAAGAAAUGUUGAUAAAAUUUAGUGUGCAGAUAAAAGUCACAUUAAAAAAUUUUUUUAAUUAAAAAAUAUCCAUAAUUUUAUCAAAUCUGUAAUUCAUCUAAUAAAAUCCAAAACAUUUGCUUAUUUUUAAAUAUGUUUGCUAGAUUCUGUGAAAUUCUUAGCUUAUAAAGUUGUUUACUAUUUAAGUUUCCUGUUUUUUAUUUCAACACAUUUUCGUUUAAAUUGUGCACUGUUGUACUUGAUAUGAAAAUUGUGGUAAUCAUAUUGUUUUAAAUGUGCAAUUAUUUUCUUCUAUUAUAUUUAUAUAUAUAUAUAAUUGAAUGUAAAAGACUGGUUGUCAGUUUCCUUUUUUUUCCCUUAUAAAUUAUAUUUUAUUUUAAAAUAGUGACUUUUUAUGUGAUGUUUAUUACUAUAUAAAAGUAUAAUGCUACAGUAAUGGUAUAUUUUUUUUUCAUUAUUUGUUCACUUUAAAUGCUUUUUUUUAAAAAUUAUUUUGAGCUUAUUCUUUUAAGAUCUUAAAAUUUUGGUUUGAAAGUGGGUGUGGAUUUAUUUUCCUGCUUUCAGAAAUAUCUUGCCCUUUCAUUUUAAACAUUUGUUUUUAAUGCAUUUAUCUAUUCUGUAAACAUUAAAUUAAAUGUGUUUUGUAUUUUUUAAUUAAGAAUCUCUUACUUCUUUAAGCUCUGUUUGAGUUGAAGUGACAUUUUUAUUGUAUUAUUAUAUAUAUAUAUAUUUCUUUUAUUGUAAUAAUGUUCAUAUUAUAACAGUACUAAAGCAUUCACUUACAAAUAUGUUUAACUCAUUCUUUUUAGACCUGCUUUUGAUUUUUCAUUCCUUCUCCCUUAAAGAAUUAUUUCAAUAUAUAUAUAUUUUUUAAAUCAUGCAGCUAAAUUCUAUGGUACUUUUUAAAAGCUGUUUUAAUCAAUUUAUUUGUAUCCAUAACUUUAUAAGAGAAAAAAAAUUAAUUUUUUUAUUGAUCCUUACAUUUAUCAAAUUUAUAUUCAUUGGAAUAUUUAUUUCAAAAUUUUCAUUGUAUUGUAUUUUUGUAUAUCCUGAAAUGUGUAAAAUCUUGUUUUAAUUUUUAACAUAUGGAAUUUAAAAAAAAAGAAUAAAAAAAUUUGUUUAAAAAGUGCCUUGAGAAACU
Messenger RNA from Argiope bruennichi, 4494 nucleotides. It is a transcript of the gene mys, whose product is annotated as integrin beta-PS-like. The record is from RefSeq and is a predicted model, not a curated record. Gene Ontology annotation, biological process: cell adhesion mediated by integrin; integrin-mediated signaling pathway; cell migration. Gene Ontology annotation, cellular component: focal adhesion; cell surface; integrin complex. Bases 234 to 2600 code for a protein of 788 amino acids. Gene Ontology annotation, molecular function: integrin binding. The transcript is spliced from 21 exons. Lineage: Eukaryota; Metazoa; Arthropoda; Arachnida; Araneae; Araneidae.